CAUCGUGUAGAAAAUACAGCAUUAAUCGAGUACUUGCACUAUAAACACCAUAACUACGUUGAAAUAAUUUUCCUGUGAAAAGUAGUAACUUAAUUAGAAGAGGGUUUCUGGAAUCACACUGGAAUAUCUUCAGCGUAAGAUAAAUAUCACUUGUGAUCAUGAUCAUACUGGCGAUUGCUGCAUUGGUGUUGUGCUGCUAUUGGGCUCACUGGACAGCAAGCUCAUGGAAGCUGGACAAGCUCACAGCCAAGCUGCCCGUCCCGCCCGGUUUGCCGAUCAUCGGCAACGCUAUGCUGUUCAUUGGCAAUACUGAGAAUAUUCUCAAGAAUCUGGAAAACAUCGCUUCACUGGCGAUGAGACAUGAAGGAGCUGUGAAACUGUGGUUGGGGCCUAAAUUGUACAUUGCUAUUGGCAAUGCGGAGGAUGCUCAAGUAGUGUUGGAAAAUUGUUUAGAAAAGGAUUCUGUAUACAGAUUUCUGCGCCCUUGGCUAGGGCAAGGACUAUUCAUUGCACCACUCGGAUUGUGGAAGAUUCACAGACGAGAGUUGCUGCCUGUGUUUCACAACAAAGCUGUAGAGGAAUAUUUGCCAAUCAUAUCGGAGCAGGCGGAUGUCCUCGUGAAGAAUCUUGCCGAGCAGUCAGGAAAGGGAGAAUUCGAUGUGCUUCGUUACAUUACUGCUUGCACAUUGGACAUCGUAUUUGAGACAUCAAUGGGCGAAAGAAUGGAUGUCCAGCAUUCUCCGGACACGCCUUACCUACGAGCUCGUCACACAGUCAUGACGAUACUCAACAAACGCUUCUUCAAAGUGUGGCUGCAGCCAGAUUUGCUCUUCAACUUGACACCUUACGCUAAACAGCAAAAGGAAAACAUUGAACUCACUCACAAGUUUACGGAUGACGUUGUCAAAAACAGAAGAUUACAAUACGAGACAAAUCAAAAUAAAGAAACUAAUCAACAGUCAGGUGGAAGGAUUAAAACAGUGUUAGAAAUGUUAUUUGGCCGAGAAGUCGACUUCACUGAUGAGCAACUGCGAGAGCACAUAGACUCUAUCACAAUAGCCGGGAAUGACACCACAGCGUUGGUCAUCGCUUACACCUUGAUUCUGUUGGGUAUUCACCAGGAUGCACAGGAAAAAGUCUUCCAAGAACAACAAUGUAUUAUCCAAAAUUCAAAACGGGGCGCAACAAAGGAAGAUCUCCUGUGUAUGAAUUACUUGGAAAGAGUCAUAAAAGAGAGUAUGAGGCUUUACACCGUCGUACCCAUAAUUGCCCGCAAAGUUGACAAGGAAAUUUAUUUACCCCAUAGCAAAGUGACAUUGCCGGCAGGAGUAGGAGCCGUAGUAGGAUCCUUUGCUAUUCAUCGCUCAGUUAACGAAUGGGGUGACAACGCUAACGAGUUCGACCCGGACAGGUUCCUCCCGGAGCGGUCUGUUGACAGACACCCUGCGGCUUUUAUCCCCUUCAGUUAUGGAUCCAGAAAUUGCAUAGGUAGGUACUUCGGUAUGAUUAUAAUAAAGAGUAUUAUCUCAAGUAUUAUUAGAACAUACAAGAUUGAAGCAAACGAAGUGGGACCUCUUAAAGUGGAAGUUCUUCUAUUCCCCAUAAAAGGUCAUCAAAUUAAAAUUACUAAGCGCUAAAUACAGAGAGAAGCUUUUGUUACGAUCUAAGUAUUUUAAUUUUAAUCUUUCAUAAGUAUUUUAAUGGGGAUGAUGACUAGGUUUUAAUAUAUUGAUUCUUAUGAUACAUUCGGGUAAAUAAGGUCAAUGUUAACUAAUUUAUACAUAAAAAGCAACGAUUGUCUGGAUAUUUGAAAAAUAAAUGAGAUAAAAAUCAAAAUCUAUUAAAAAUCUUUUAUCGUAAUUAGAUGAAAAUUCAUACAGUUUUAGCUUCCUUAAAUUAAAUGUGACAUUUUCCAAUAAAUGAAAUAUAAACAUAACCGCACAAAUAACAAAGAUAUUAGUAAUUUUGUUUGAAAGCCCAUACAAACCUAAUUAUCAGCGAGCCAACGACGUCACUAAAUCGUGCCAUUUCGUAUGGAGCGUUUUUCAGGGAUCCGCGGCAGCGCCGCAAUUCUGACCCUUUAAAUCCCUGUAGCUCCGAAAGUAAUGAUCGCAGAUACCCCGUUACUUUUUACAAAAUUGCUUUGCUAUUAGUAUACUCCUAAUUUGUAUACAAUUUAAAAAACUGUCAUCAUCCCUAUUGUUGCAAGUACCUUAACAACAACUAGAUAUUAAGGAACUAUUUUGUUAUUGAAGCAGAAAGAAUUACGACCAGUUAAAGAUUUAAAGUUUUAUUUAGGUUAUGAAUUACUAUGACGUUAAUAAAUAAAAAAAAUAUGAA
Messenger RNA from Bicyclus anynana (squinting bush brown), 2340 nucleotides. Its product is annotated as cytochrome P450 4C1. The record is from RefSeq and is a predicted model, not a curated record. Bases 159 to 1637 code for a protein of 492 amino acids. Lineage: Eukaryota; Metazoa; Arthropoda; Insecta; Lepidoptera; Nymphalidae. Gene Ontology annotation, molecular function: monooxygenase activity; heme binding; oxidoreductase activity, acting on paired donors, with incorporation or reduction of molecular oxygen. The transcript is spliced from 11 exons.